This is a messenger RNA of Paramecium pentaurelia, 8830 nucleotides long. The record is from the annotation of a GenBank genome assembly. Lineage: Eukaryota; Ciliophora; Oligohymenophorea; Peniculida; Parameciidae.
AUGGAAAUAAUCAAAAUAGGUUCAAUUGUGAGUAUUUCUCAUUUAUAAGAUGAUGAUGCAUUAAUAGGUGGAGAUGGAUUUAUAAAAAAGUAUUACGAAAUCAAUAAUAUAGUGCUGUAAUACUUAAAGGAAUGUCACCUUAAAAUAAAUUAGACACUAAGGAUUUUAACAUAAGCUAUUUUAGUCAAAUGAAGUAAUUAAUAGUUGUUAUAAUAGCAUGCCUAAUUGCUUAUUUGUAGUUUGUCCAAGAACAUCAAAUGGUAAAAAAGUUGAAGUAGCCAAACUAUUUCCUUAAAGAAAAAAGAAACCUUUUGGAUCAAUAAGUGAUGAUGUAACUGAUCAAAAAAGUGAAAUUACACCUGUUAGAUCAUAAGUAUUAUCAUAUUAUAUUUGCUAUUUAGAUUAAGUCAGUCACACAUUCGGUACAACCAUUAUUAAGUGAAAAAUAAGUUAGGGACAAUCAAAUGAAUUUGUUUAAUGAAUUUAAAUUUAAUGUAGAUGGUUUUGAGAAAGAGAAAGGCAAUUAUGUUAAAUAUGAAGAGCCAAUAUAAUUAUUACAUUUAGCAUCAUCUAAAUGGUUAUGUUCAUUAUUAGAUGAAGCUAAAUUUGAAAAUUAAAACUUUAAGCUUGCUUUAAGUGAUUAUACAAGCGAUGAAACUCUAUUUAAAAUAGUGGCUACUUACAAAUAUUAAAAGGAAGGAGAUCAAAUAGUUUACUCAUAAGAAAUCGUCAGAAUUAUGCGUAUGAUACCUUUUCUUGGAAAACCAACUUAUUUACAUUGUUCAGGUGAAAUUCCACAAAAAGCAAUUAAAGAAUAUAGAGAAAGUAGUGAAGUUAAGAUUUAAAAGAGAGAAAUUAAUGCCUCACUUGAAGAAUCAACAUCUUGGAAAAUUAAUUUAUUUUCUGAAGAAUUACCAAUAGAUGGUGAUUUAGUAUGGAUCCAUCAUUCUGAAACAUGUUCAUAAUUGGCUGUUGAAUAUGAAAGAGAUCUAAAUAAAGCUAAGAUUUCAGUGUUUUAAACAGAUUUAAGUGAGUUAUCAUUUGACAAUUAUAGUGGUAAUGCUUAUUCAUUGUGGAUAAUUGAAGAUGAAGAUUAUAAAAAAGGAGGACCUUACUUAUAUUCAAAUAAUUAUAGAUUAAAGCAUUUUCACACUGGAUUAUAUUUAGCUUGUGUUAGAAUUGUUCCUAAAGAAUAAGAAGACAUUAAAAUUGAUCCAUAUGGUAAAAAGAAAGUGAUUAUACCAAAGAGUAAAAAAGUUCCUGCUACUUUUUCUUUAUAAGUUUAGCCUAAUAAGGAUGCUUUAUUUAGAUUUGAACCAUUAAAAUCAGUUGAUAAAGAUUAAAUUUCAUCUGAUUUUAUUUAGAUUAGAAGUGUUGCAUAAGGAAAGUAUCUUGAUGUUAUAAGUAAAUUUCAUCAGGAUGGCAACACUUUUAAACCUAUUAUUUUAAAUUAAAAGAAUGAACAUGCAGUAUUUAAAAUCUUUAGAGCUAAUAAAUAAGAAACUUAAGAAAUACUUUUUUUAGAUUCAUGUACAAAAUAAUUAAGAAAGUAUUAAUUUUAUAUCAAUUUACCUUUUAAAUUUGAAUAAAAUUAAAUAUUUUAAUAAUUAUCAGAUGAUGUUGAUCUAUUAAAAAUAAAGACUAAAAAAUUAGCCACUGCUUAAAGAUGCAUUCAAAAUUUAGAUGACUUUCUUAGAUAAAAAAUAUAUAAUUCAAGUCCAUCAUAAAAAUAUGGUUUCAUAUCAUAAAAAAGGUAGAAACUCUUAAAGGAUUAACAUUUCUUUGAUGUACUAUUAUAGAUUCUUACAUCUACAGUAACAAAACAAGAAUUAGAGAUAUGGUCUAAUAAAAAGGGAAAUCUCAAAGCAAUGGAAUAGCCUUCUAUGACUGAGAAAAAUCAAAGAAAAUAAUUGUAGAGUAUAUCUGAAAAAGAAAAAAUAGAAUUGUCUAAUUCAAAGGUUGAAGUUUGUAAUAUGAUAUUUGUAUUACUAUAAACUAGUGUAAUAAAUAAUACAAACAAUUAACUUUAUCUAUUUGAAAGAUUACCUGAUUAUUAGCAUUAUUGUAAGUAUCUUCCAUAAACAAUUAAUUUUUUAAUUGAAAUGGUUAAAAGUAAUGAGAAAAUUUUAAUCAAUUUAUGUAAUAAUUUAAAAAUUGAAUUUGAUUACAUAAAAUAACAAGAAAUUUAAGAUGAUUUUCAAAGUAAAGUAAAAGUAUUAAUCAAUUUUUACGAAAAAGAUGUUGGAAUUUAAUAAGAUGUUUCUAUACCUGUAAAAGUUCAUGAUCGUAUCAUUACAAGGCCAAUUAAUAUAGUAUAAUAUUUUUUUAAUCUGUUUAUUGAUGACACUGCUAAAAACAAUGAACAUUAUUUGAAAUUUCUGAGACAUAUUAGUAGAUUUAAAAAUAAUGCAAUUAGUAUUAAUUAAGAAAAUCUGUUCAAAUUGUAUAAGAAAUAUAGCAAAUAAACAAAAUUGUUAUAAAUCGAAACUAAUAAUGGAUGUAUUAUAGAUAAAGAAAUCUCAUUUUAAUAUGAAUUAUUAUAAUUCUUUUCAGAAGUAUCAUAUGGAAGAAAUUAUUUAUGGUAAGCAGAAUUAAGUCCAUUGUUUGAAAAAGAGAUUUUAAUAAAUUAAAUUUGGAAUCCAAAUUAGAUUGAAGGAAAUUAAAUAGAUGAUAAAUUAAGGUCAUAUUGGUGUAGGUUAAGUAGAACAUUGUAUAUAGAUUAAUAACCUUUUUAAUAUUUAAUAGUUCCUAAUUAUUGCAGAUUAUAUUCUCCUUAUUAAGAGUAAUUAAAAAAUAGAAAUGAUGAAGAGAUUGAGAAAUAAUUUAAAUUGAAAAAGAUGUUUAAAUAUAUAAAAUCUAAAAGAAGUGAUGUAUAUAAAGCAAUAGCUAGUCUUGCAUCUAGUGAUUUAUUAAAUGAUGAAUUAAUAUAUAAUGCAGCUGAUUAAAUUUUAACAAUGUUGUAAUUAGAUAUCAUGCCAAGUAAAUAUUACAAAAAGAUAAUUAAAUAUAUGUCAGAGAUAUUUAUUUAUGAUAGAAAGAAUCUUGAUUAUUUGAAUGCUGCAGUUAAAAGUUAUUAACAAAUUGUAAAUGAGAGAAAAAGUAGAAAAAGUUUAGUAAUGAAUUAAUUUGGUAAUGCUUUUAGUGGAAUGAAAGAUCUUAUUUAACUUAAAUAAGAUGAUAAAGUAGAUAUUGGAGAAGAAGAAGAAGAAGAAGAAAUUAAUUUGUAUGAUUAACCUAAAUUAUUUUUGAAUCCAAUAAUGAAAGGAUUUAUGACAAUGAGUAAUUAAUUGGAAGGUAUGAUUACUUUACCAAAAUCUUAGUAAGAAAUUGAAUUUAAAUUGAAAGUGUGUUCAAUUCUAGAUCAUUUUUUAGAUAGAAGAUAAAACUUUUUAAUUUCUAAUAUUCUAUUAUUUUUCAUAAAAUAUUAAUAUACAAAUGAGGAUUUAUCUGACGAAGAUGAUGAUUAAACUAUUAAGGCAGCACCAAAAAUAUUUAAUAAUAACUAUAAAACAUUGAUUCCAACUAUUGCUAGAACUGGUAUUGAUGAAAUUGAUGAACCUGAAGACAUAAAUUAAGAUAUCCUUUAGAUGGCAGUUAAGAAGCCACCAAUAUUUAUUAACUAUUUUUAAAAAUAUUAAAUAUAAUCUGAAGAGGAAUUCUAAGAAUUAGAUUAUUAUUUAAGUUAAGCAUAAAAGUUUGAAAAUGAAAGAUUAAGUGAAAGUUAAUUAAAGGAAAAGCAAGUUGCAAGUUUAUUACCAUAUUUGAUAUCUACUUACUUUUUAGUUAAGGAUUAAGUAUUAGAAGAAAGAUGUCUUAAUGUUAUAAUGAGAGUAUUCAAUUAAAGAGAAGAAUUAAGAGAAAAUAUGAAAAAAUUACAAAUCUUAUUUGAUGAUGAUAACAUUAAAAUAUAUGAAUUUGUUGAACAUCUUUAAAAAGAUUUAAGAAUAAUGGUGGAAAAGACAGAAAUUUGGUUAACUCAAUUUAAGGCUGGAUAUGAUGUUGAAGAACUUGAUAAAUGCUGUAAUAUUAUAAGACAAUUAAGUUUAUGUAUGAGAUAAGGGGUUUAAGUUAAUGACCAAAAAUAAGAAUUAAUAGUAGAAGUAGUCAAUAAAGAGAUUUAUGAUUCUGAAAAGUAAUCAAUUAUGACCUUUUUAAAAAUUCAUGAAAUUAUUGUCAAUCUAAUUUAAAAUGGUAUGGCACAUUUUAUAUGUGUUUUGAAUGAUGAAUAAAUCAAAAUUUAAAGAAAAGAAUAACUUUUAUAACUAUUUUCAAAUUCAUUUUAAUUUCUCAUUUGUUAUUGUUAAAACAAUAAGGGAAAUCAAUUAAUACUCUAUCAAUAUUUAGAAAUAUAUUUAUAAUAUAUAUAAUAUGAUGUAGGAUAAUGUAAACUUUUAAUUGAAAUAUUUAAAGAUAAUCCAAGAUUAUUAAAUACUGGAGUUAAAUCUCUAGUAUCAAGAUUAGUUGAAAUCAUUGAAAGAGAAGGAAGAUAAGUUAAAUUUAUUGAUAUGUAAUAUAUAGAUUUAUAUUCUUUUUAGAUUAAUAAAUUUAAUUAGUAUUUAAGGAUAAUAUUUAUUAGAAAAUCAAAUUUUAAUAUUAAAUACUUUCUUACCUAUGAGAGAAUUGAAAGAAACAGAAUAAAGAUUAUUAUAUGCAGAAGGUAGUUAAUAAAAGGAUCUUAGAUUUUAUUUUGAUGAUUAAUUUUUAGAACCAGAAGAAAAUUUAAUACAUUAAUUGGAAUUAAUUGAUUGGAAAGAUUGUUAUAGAGAUGAACCAUUUUUAUAUCAUUCUAAGAUUUUAGAUUUGUUAUUAUAAACUUCUUUAAUUGAUGAUACUGCAAGAGAUUAUCAUCCUUUACUUAUGCCUACAGAUAGUUUUAAUAUUAGUGUUUUUAAAUUAAAAAAAAUGAUUAAACCAAGUUAUCUAUUAGAAAUCUUAAGAUUAGAUGAUGAUAUGGUAUCAAUAAAACAUAGAUUAACAAGAAUGCCAACUCAAUUUAUUAAAAAUUAAGCUGAUUAAUAAUAAGAUGAAUAAUUUAAUAAAAAGAAAGGUUACUCUGCUAUUAAACCUAUUGUUUGUGAGUUUUUGAGAUUGGUACAUAUUGUAAGUGAAAAAAAUAAUGCAUAAGAAGGUUUGUUUUCAUAAUUGAGUAGACAAUUUAUACAUUUUGUUGAAUUUGAAACUAAAAAAUUAGAAGUUGUUGCAGCUGGAACAGAUUAUUAAAAUUGUUAUUUAGAUUAUAUCAUUGGAUAAGUUAUUCCAUUAAUAUUAUGUUAUCAUUAAAGAGUUUUGAGUGUUUAAUAAGAGGAUGUUAAAACUGCAUUAUUUGAAUUUUCUAAUCAAUUUGCUAAAGCUCUUUGUUCUAGUUUCUAUUUAAAGUUGACAAAAUUUGAAGAAUUAGAAAUCAUUGCAAAAUUGAGAGAAUAUUAUUAAAAUGAAUACUAUGAACCUUCAUUUAGAUAAGAAGGAGAAUAAUCAAUAUUACAUUUAUACCAUGUUUAAUAUUAAUUAUAAGAUGGUGAUGAUUUAUAGAAACCAGUUUAAGAAUAAUAAUUAUAAUCAAUACCAAAGAAAUCUUAAACAAAAUCUAAAAAUCUAUUAAGUUAAUUUGCCUCUUUGAAUUUGUCAUUAAAUAAAACAAGUAAACACAAAAGAAAUGAUUUAACUCCAAUAAAAUUAUAAGAAUAAUGGAAAAGAUUUGCUGAGGAGAUUUUUAAAUCAUAAAAAUUGGAAGAAGAAAUAGACAUGGAAAAGUAAGCAUUGGCAGAUGCAAUCAUAGGAAUAGAUAAAUUAAUAAAGGAACCUUGUGAAAUUAAGCCAUCUUUGGAAUCAAUAUUAAAGAAAUUCAUCACAUUUCUUUAGACUGCUGUAUUAUAAUAGGACAAUAAAGGAACUAUUGUUAUAUUAUUAAAGAUUAUGUCAAAGAUUAUUGAGAAAUAAGAUUCAGAUGAAAAGAAAGAAUACUAUUAAAAAUUAUUUGAUAAUUUAGGAGCAACAAGAAUGGUACUUAAUGUUAUUACAGAUUAUUCAAAAUUACUUAGUAAUGAAAUGUUAUUUUAUUUAAUUUCAUUUAUUAAUGUAUUACUUAGAAAUGGUAAUACAUAAGUAUAGAAUACAAUUUAUACAUUUUGUCAAACUCAAUAAAAAAGUGAAGUAAUGUUUUAGACAUUUGCAAGAUAUCUAGAGAUUGCUGCUACAUCUGGAAGAGAUAUGAAUGAAGAUUAAGAGGAAGUUGAAAUUUAAAAGAAAAUUGUAAAUUGUAUUUUGAAAUUUUUUUAAAAUUGUACUGAGGGACAUUAUUAAAAUAUGUAAAAUUACAUAAGAUAUUAAAAUAAUUCAAGAGCAUCUAAAGAUCUAAUCAAUUUGGUGGCUGAUUUAUUUAAAAAUUAUGAUAGAACUAAGCAAAAUUUUAGUAAUUUAAUGUGUUGUUUAGAUACAUUAAAUGAAUUAGUAUAAGGUCCUUGUUCAGAAAAUUAAAUAGCAGUGGCAGAUUCUAAAUUCUUUGAUGUUGUAUAAGAAAUGUUUCCUUUAAGAAAAAAUGCUGCAAUAUAAUAAAAAACAAUUAAAGUUGCAGCAACUAAAAGGGUAAGUGUAUUGCCUUCUUAAUCUACUUCUAAUUUAUUAACAAGAGGUAUGAAGGCAUAAUUGUAAAAUAAGAUAUUGGUUUUGGUUCUUUCAUUGUUGGAGAAUAGAGAAAUUAGAGGAAAGAAUUCAAUAAUUAAAAGAAUUAUGAGAGUAUUACCUAUAAAUGUUUUAGAAAGACAUUUAAGUAAAAUUUAUAAGAAAUGGUUUAAUAAAUAUACAGGUGAUUAUAAUAUGUAAGCAUAUGAAUUGUUAAAGAUUGAUGCAAUGGAAUUAAAUGAAGAUGGAUAGGAGAAUAAGGAUUGUGAAAUUAUUAUUUAGAAUGGUUUCUAUAUAAUGUUCUUGAUUUGUUAUUAUAUGGAAAGUGAUGAAGAGAUUGAUUCAGUUUUCAUUGGAUAUAAUAAAUAAUAUCUUAAAAGUUAAAAUCAGCAGAAUUCAUUGUUUGAUCCAAAUUCUACCUUAGGAUAAUUAUUUGCUUUGGGAAUGGAAUUGUAUGAAAUGUCCUUAUUAAAAACUUAAUAGAUGUUUAAUGAAUUGAAUAAGGCCAGAAAGGAUGAUCCAGAAUUUAUUAUGGAAUAGAUGAAACGUAAAUAAGAGGAAAAGAAGAAAAGAUUGAAAAAAGCAUUCAUGUUUUUCAGAGCCAGAACAGCUCAUAUAGAAGUAGUUAGGGAUGAUCAAAUAGAAUUAGUUUUUUUCCCAUUGUUACCAUUUAGUAAAUUAAAUAAAGAUGAGAAACAAUCCUUUCAAUAAACAGUUGAUCGUUCUUCAGCUAAAUCAAAGGUUUAGGAUCUGAUGGAAAAGAGUCCUGAAUUAAUCUAAAUUAUGAGACAUGAGGAAGAGAUGAAUAGAUUCUAUAAACAAUAUAAGAUUAUUGGAUUCUUUGCUAAUUAUAUCUAAUUGUGGAAAGAUUUAGCAUUCUAUUUGACUCUUAUAAUCAAUAUUAUGAUUAUAGGUUCCUUUUCACAUCAAUCAGAUCCAGAAAGACCUAAAGAUGAAGUUAGUAAUGAAGCUUUAAAUGAAUAUAUAUUUUUUAGAAAGGAUGAAUGGAAUUAAACAUAAACUAAAGAAUUAAUAAGUACAUUAGGAUAUGCAAUGAUGAUUUGUUCUUUAUUUGUUGUAUUAUUUGUCUUAGCCAGAAUAGCUCCUCUUAUUAUCAAAAAAGCAUUACAAAGAAAACCCUUAUUAGAAGGACAAGGUAUGAUAAGAUUAUUAUUAAAUUGGUUGGCAAAAUUCUUUUUUGUAAUCUUCUAUUGUUUACAAGAUUUCCAAUUAGUUUACUAUUUAGGAUAUGGUGCAUUAUCUGUAAUUGGUACAUUAGUACAUCCCUUCUUCUUUUGUUUUCAUUUGACAGUGAUACUUAUAAGAUAUCCAACAUUAAGUAAUGUUGUUAGAGCAGUCACAAUGCCUUGGUAAUAAUUAGUACUUACUCUAUUACUAAUCAUAAUUAUUACAUAUAUAUUUACACUAAUUGCUUUUUAUGCUUUACAAGAACCCUUUGGAUUAGAUUGUAAGGAAGUUAGUAUUUGUUUUCUAUAAAUAUUUGAUAAGAAUUUUAAAAAUCCUGGAGGUAUAGGAGGUGACAUUACUAAUAAUAAUCCAUCUCCUACUUAUGAGAUCUUUAGAUACAUUUAUGAUCAAAUUAAUAAUCUCUUAUUAGUUAUUAUUAUGGUAAGUAUUGCAUCAGGUAUUAUUAUUGAUACUUUUGGAUAAUUAAGAGAAGAUGAAAAUAGAAUGAAUAGUGAUAUAAAAGAUAAGUGUUUUAUUUGUGGUUAAGAGAAGUAAUUAAUAUAAUAUAUAAAUAAUUUAGUAUAAUUUUUGAAAGAAGUUCUGAUGGUUCAUCUGGUGGAUUUAAGAAUCAUAUAAGACAGAAUCAUUAUAUGUGGAAUUAUUUAUAUUGUAUAUAUAAAUUAAUAAAUUAUUAAUAGAUAUUGCAUAUUUAUAAUGGAAAGAUCCAUAAGACUAUUCAGGUAUAGAAUCAUAUGUGGAUAAAAAAAUAAAAGAUACUGAUUUGAGUUGGAUUCCUUUUGGAAGAGCAAGAGAAUUAUAAAAAGGAGAGGAUGAAUAAGAAAAAUAAGCUAAAUAGAUGGAAUAAUCCUCUAGUAAUAUUGUAUCAUUAUUGACAUAUUCAAAUGAUAUAAUUUAAGCACUAAAAGAAAAGAAAGAAAAAAGAAAACAACAUUUCACAUAAUAAACUCAACCAACACAAUUUAAGGAGUAAAUUGUAUCCCACUAAUCAAUGGCUUUAAUAUGA